UAUCGAUGCUCGCUUUCGUACUGGCGUUCCGAUUCUCGUAAUGGAAACAGAUAGGAGUGACAGGUUGUUACAGGAAAAAGCAAAAAAGCAACUGGCAAAAGAUCUGAGGCCGAUUGAAAAGCUCAGAUAUCAAUGUCUGUUACGUGGUGCAUCUGGAAUAGCUGGUAUAGGAAGACAGUUCCGAAUUAUUGAUGAUGAUGGAAACAAAAAACUGGAUUAUAAAGAGUUCUCGAAGGGAUGUAGGGACUUUGGUGUGGACCUGUCCAAAGAAGAAAUUAAAGAGAUUUUCGAUGAAAUAGACACAGAUCAGAGCGGAUAUAUUGACUUCGACGAGUUCUUAGUGUCGUUAAGGCCUCCUAUGAGCAAAUGUAGAAUUGAUGUUCUGAACAAAGCAUUUCUGAAAAUGGAUAAAACGAAAGACGGUGUUAUAACUAUUGAAGAUUUAAAAGGUGUAUACAACGUGAAAAACCAUCCAAAAUAUAUUAAUGGUGAAAAAACUGAAGAUGAGAUUUUAGUUGAAUUUUUAAAAACAUUUCAACCUCAAAGCAAUGCUGAUGAAACUGUAACAAAAGAAGAAUUUAUUAAUUAUUACACUGGCAUCAGUGCAUCAGUAGACAAUGAUGCUUAUUUUGACUUGAUGAUACGACAGGCCUAUCGAAUCUAAACCAAACAAAAUAACUCGUGAAGAAUUUCUCAAUUAUUAUUCUGGUGUCAGUGCGUCUGUUGACAAUGACGCUUAUUUCGAUUUAAUGAUUCGAUGCUCUUUUAAACUAUAAAUAUUAAUUGUCCAUUAGUCAGUAUAAAAGAAUUGUUCAUUACGAAACAAACAAUCAACAUAGAGAGAAUCAAUGUUGUCUUGUUUAAAUUAUUUUCUAGAUGUGUGUACAAUAAGGCAAACUACAGUUUUUUUUUUUUUUUAAAAAAAAGCAUUCAAUAUAAACUGUCUUUCCUGUUUAUUAUUACUCUACUAUCAUCAUGGUAUGUGACUGAUUGCGUUUGCUCUUCCAAAAUCUUGUUUUGUUUGAUCGUUUUUAUUCUAACACUUUCAUUUGCAAAACACACCUCUUCAGAUGGGUUUUGUUUUUCUACUGUAUUUUUACUUUGGAAAUAUUUCAAUUAUUCUUUUGACUGCAAGAGUUUUGUACAACUCACUGAAUCCUCAUUACUGAUAGUUUGUGUUUCUUUGUGGUUUAUUGGGUUUUCCUUUCUAAUGAAAUUUAUAUAUUUAUAUAUUUGUAUUUAUAUAUAUAUAUAUGUGUGUGUCUACCUCAUGGCUGUGAUAAAACUUGUUUCUUUUGUUUAAAAAACAAAUACAACUCAUUUAAAGAAAUGCACAAACUUUUG
Molecule: messenger RNA, 1344 nt
Organism: Schistosoma turkestanicum
Lineage: Eukaryota; Metazoa; Platyhelminthes; Trematoda; Strigeidida; Schistosomatidae
Source: the annotation of a GenBank genome assembly